GUGGUUGCCGGAUUCCAAGGCCGCAUGUCCAUGAAGGAGGUAGACGAGCAGAUGCUCAAUGUACAGAACAAGAACAGCAGCUAUUUUGUGGAAUGGAUCCCCAACAACGUGAAAACGACUGUUUGUGACAUCCCACGAGGCCUGAAGAUGUCAGCCACCUUUAUCAGUAACAGCACUGCCAUUCAGGAGCUGUUUAAGCGCAUCUCAGAGCAGUUCACAGCCAUGUUCCGGCGCAAGACCUUCCUGGACUGGUACACGGGCGAGGGCACGGACGAGAUGGAGUUUACGGAGGCUGAGAGCAACAUGAACGACCUAGUGUCUGAGUACCAGCAGUACCAGGAUACCACAGCUGAAGAGGAGGGCGAGUUUGAGGAAGAAGCUGAGGAGGAGGUGGCCUAGAGCUGUACCUGGCAAAAGCCUGGCAGCCACAUGAACUUUUAUUCACUUACAAUCUGUUCCAAUAGCUUUGUUUGUGUGUGCACUUAAUUCUUUCUGUCUUGACUUCACAACACCACAUUAAAGCAUUUUCAUAGUGAAAAAAAA
Messenger RNA from Erinaceus europaeus (western European hedgehog), 543 nucleotides. Its product is annotated as tubulin beta chain-like. Gene Ontology annotation, cellular component: cytoplasm; microtubule. The record is from RefSeq and is a predicted model, not a curated record. Gene Ontology annotation, biological process: microtubule cytoskeleton organization; mitotic cell cycle. Lineage: Eukaryota; Metazoa; Chordata; Mammalia; Eulipotyphla; Erinaceidae. Gene Ontology annotation, molecular function: structural constituent of cytoskeleton; GTPase activity; GTP binding.